This is a messenger RNA of Sceloporus undulatus (fence lizard), 390 nucleotides long. RefSeq names its product microtubule-associated proteins 1A/1B light chain 3C-like. The transcript is spliced from 4 exons. Lineage: Eukaryota; Metazoa; Chordata; Lepidosauria; Squamata; Phrynosomatidae. Gene Ontology annotation, molecular function: ubiquitin protein ligase binding. Gene Ontology annotation, cellular component: autophagosome; cytosol; autophagosome membrane. The record is from RefSeq and is a predicted model, not a curated record. Gene Ontology annotation, biological process: cellular response to nitrogen starvation; autophagy of mitochondrion; autophagosome assembly. Bases 1 to 390 code for a protein of 129 amino acids.
AUGGAGAGGAACCAAAGUGACAAUCGGCCUUUCAAGCAAAGGAAAAGUUUAGCAACUCGAAUGCGUGAAGCAACUGAUAUACGGACCAAGUAUCCCAACAAGAUCCCGGUGGUGGUGGAGCGUUACCGAAAAGAGAAGGCUCUUCCUAAGAUGGACAGGAUCAAGUUCUUGGUUUCUCAAGAUAUAUCCAUAUCUCAGUUUAUCUUUACUCUCAGAAACCGUAUGUCUCUUUCAGCCACUCAGGCCUUCUACCUGCUGGUGAACAACAAGAGCCUGCCCUGUCUGAGCUUGACUGUGGCAGAGGUCUACCAAGACAGCAAGGAUGAAGAUGGCUUCCUCUAUGUGACCUAUGCUUCACAGGAGAUGUUUGGCAACUGCACCCAUUGCUAG